Rubroshorea leprosula is the source of this 709-nucleotide messenger RNA. Lineage: Eukaryota; Viridiplantae; Streptophyta; Magnoliopsida; Malvales; Dipterocarpaceae. The record is from the annotation of a GenBank genome assembly.
GUUAUGGUUUUGAGAGGAGAGAUGAGAGAGAGAGUUAGCGAAAGAGUGAGUUGGGAUCUCGGCGGACAUCGUUCACGCGUAAGACAGCCGGCACUGAACUGGGAGCAAGAUGGAUCUUGCCACAGCAACUACCAGAGGAACAGGGGUCAGGUGGCAGUGGGGAAAAUGCAGUUUAAUCAGAACCAUGGUCGGAAAAUGCAGAAGGACGGGCCAUACAAUUGGGGUCUUUAUAAACAAGCUACUUCAUAUUUCUUCACAAAUUAUCCGGAUGAUUGGAGCUAUGAUGAGAUGUGGAGAACGUUUCUCAGGUAUGGUAGGGUCUAUGACAUCUAUGCAUCAAACAGAAAAAGCAAGAAUGGGAGCAGAUUCGGCUUCGUGAGAUUUCUGGGUGUGAAAGAUAAGAAGGAAUUGGAAAGUAAGCUGGAUCAGAUUUGGGUAGGAGGAUGGAAGCUAUGGGUGAAUAGACCAAGGUAUGAUGAGCAGCAGAAGGAAGGAGGUGUGAAAAAAAGCUUUAGAGGAGCGAUGACAGUAACUCAAAACAGAAGCUUCGCGGAGGUCGUGAAAGGAACACAAGGAAACAAUACUGAAGAGGAACAGAACAAAUAGAGUGGGGCUGGCAGAAGUAGUCACCGAGGAGUAGACAUUGAAGAUAAAAACUGCACAAGGCAAGAUGAGCAGGAGAAAUUCAGAAGAAAUAGCAAACAGGGUU